This is a messenger RNA of Leguminivora glycinivorella, 2557 nucleotides long. RefSeq names its product splicing factor 3A subunit 1 (gene Sf3a1). The transcript is spliced from 6 exons. Lineage: Eukaryota; Metazoa; Arthropoda; Insecta; Lepidoptera; Tortricidae. The record is from RefSeq and is a predicted model, not a curated record. The coding region runs from base 134 to 2314 and encodes 726 amino acids. Gene Ontology annotation, cellular component: catalytic step 2 spliceosome; U2 snRNP; U2-type prespliceosome. Gene Ontology annotation, biological process: mRNA cis splicing, via spliceosome; regulation of alternative mRNA splicing, via spliceosome. Gene Ontology annotation, molecular function: RNA binding; protein binding.
GUUGUGUUGGUUGAGUGUAUUUUACGUAUUUCUUUGAAUUGUGUAAAAUAUUUAGACAAUAUCUAGGCUAAGAGAAUAAGUAAGAAUAUAAAAAAUAUAAGAGAAGCACUCGGGGUGCCAGUUUAUUGGCAUCAUGCCUUCAAUAGACAUGAUGGGUCCUCCGGGACAGCCGCUAGACGCGGCGCCGGAGGAGCCUCAGGCGCCCCCACCGCCGGUCAUCGGGAUCAUUUACCCACCACCAGAAGUCAGGAAUAUUGUGGAUAAGACUGCAAGUUUCGUAGCCCGCAACGGGCCAGAGUUCGAGGCGCGUAUCCGGCAGAAUGAGCUUGGCAACCCAAAAUUUAACUUCCUCAACUCUGGAGACCCCUACCAUGCCUACUAUCAGCACAAGGUCAAGGAGAUCAGGGAAGGGAAAGACACGGGCCCGCCGCCAUCAGCGGGCGGACCGCCCGGGCUGCGCGGCGCGCUGGCGCCGGCGCAGGCCGCGCGCCAGCAGGAGCUGCUCAAGGCCGCCGCGCCCGCCGAGCCGCCGCCGCCACGCGACCCUCCCCCGGACUUCGAGUUCCUCGCUGACGCCCCGUCCAUCUCAGCCUUGGAGUUGGACAUCGUCAAGCUGACGGCGCAGUUUGUGGCAAGGAAUGGAAGACAGUUUUUGACGGAUUUGAUGAAAAAAGAGGAGAGGAAUCAUCAGUUUGAUUUCCUUCGCCCGCAGCAUUCUCUGUUCCAGUACUUUACUAGGUUGCUGGAGCAAUACACAAAGGUGCUACUCCCACCCAAAGAGCUAACAUCGAAGCUGGGCCAGGAGAUCCGCACCGGCGCCCUCGACGCGGCCCGCGGGCGCGCCGCCUGGCUCGCGCACCAGGCGCGGCGCCGCGCGCAGGACGAGGCCCGCGUAGAAAGGGAGCGCCUCGCCUACGCCUGCGUCGACUGGCACGACUUCGUAGUCGUAGAGACCGUCGACUACCCCGCCGGCGAACCCGGCGACUUCCCGCCCCCGACCACGCCGCUCGAAGUCGGCGCGAGAGUGUUAGCGCAGGAGCGCGGAGUCACCGCUCCCAUCGACGACGACACUGAAAUGCAGCUCGAGUCCGAAUCGGAGUCGGAGAGCGAGGACGAGGAACUGUCGACGAUGGAAGAUCGCACGCAGCAGCAGCGGCCGGACGACACCCGCGUGCAGGACAUGGAGGAGGACAGCUCGUCGAGCGAGGACGAGCGCGCGCCGGCGCCGCCACCACCACGCCGCCCUGCGCGCGAGGAGGCGCCGCUGCCGCCGCGGCCGGACCGCGUCGUCGUCAAGCAGUACGACCCCAAGCAGCCCCGCCCCGCGCCCGCGCCGCCCGGCGACGAGUGGCUCGUCUCCCCCAUCACCGGGGAGAAGAUCCCGGCCAGCAAGGUCGCCGAUCACGUCCGCAUCGGUCUGUUGGAUCCUCGCUGGUUAGAACAGCGAGAUCGCGCGGCGGCCGAACGCUCCGACCGCGACGAGGCGCUCGCGCCCGGCGCGGCCAUCGAGGCCAGCCUCAAGCAACUCGCCGAGCGCCGUACCGACAUCUUCGGUGUCGGCGACGAGGAAACCGCCAUCGGUAAAAAGAUCGGCGAGGAGGAGAAGCGUCGCGACGAUAGGGUCACCUGGGACGGGCACACUUCUAGCGUAGAAGCGGCGACGCGCGCCGCUCGCGCUCAUAUUACGCUCGAGGAUCAGAUCCAGCAGAUUCAUAAAGUGAAAGGGCUGCUGCCGGACGAGGAGAAGGAGAAGAUCGGUCCGAAGCCGGUGACGGCGCCGCCGCCGCCGCGCAUGGCUCCGCCGCGCCCCGCGCCGCCGGCUCCCCCGCGGCCGGUGGCCCCUGCGCCGGUGCUGCUGCAGCCGCUGCCGGCGCUGAUGGUGCUGCCGCCGCUGGCGCCGCGGCCGCCGCUCAUCGCCACGCCGGUGCCCGGCUACUACGCGCCGCCGCCCGUCGAGGAGGACGAGCCGGCCGCCAAGCGCCCGAGGACGGAGGACACGCUCGAGCCGGAAUCGACGUGGUUAGCUCGCCACGGAGGCGGUAACGUCGGAGUGAGCGUCAUCCUCCCGGCCCAACCGGAGCGCACGGAGUGGCGGCUGGACGGGCGCGCGCUGCCGCUGUCCAUCUCGCUGAGCGCGUCCGUCGCCGACCUCAAGAACAUGUUACAACGCUCCACCAACAUGCCCAUUGCUAAACAGAAGCUGCAGUACGAGGGUCUAUUCUUCAAAGACAGCAACACACUGGCUUAUUACAACGUGCCGCCAGGCGCCGUUAUCCAACUACAAGUGAAGGAGCGAGGAGGACGCAAGAAAUAACAGAAAGAGAUAGAUACACACCACAUGUUUAUAUUAUACAUGUUGCUAUUGUAGUAUAAAAAUGUAAAAACCUUUAAAAAAAUAGCAUGUGCACUUAUGCAAUGCCAAAACGACAUGAAUUUGUAUCUUGAAAAUAUUAUGUUAGUAGAGGAGUUGUACGAGCAUUUGUAUGGGAGGGGUCAUAAUAAUUCCCACAGAACCGAAGUUUGGUUUUUUUAGUUCUUCGUAUGUGUCUUUUUGACA